This is a messenger RNA of Nyctereutes procyonoides (raccoon dog), 9470 nucleotides long. It is a transcript of the gene FLNB, whose product is annotated as filamin B. The record is from RefSeq and is a predicted model, not a curated record. Lineage: Eukaryota; Metazoa; Chordata; Mammalia; Carnivora; Canidae. Gene Ontology annotation, molecular function: actin filament binding. Gene Ontology annotation, biological process: actin cytoskeleton organization.
CGGCCAGGGGCAGGCGGCCGCAGAGCAGUGCCGGCCGCGGCUCCAGUAGCAGCGAGUUCGAGCCCCGCUCCCGCUCCGCUUCGGUUCUCGCUCCGCCGGCCCUUGGGCCUCCCUCCGCCCGUCCUCGGCAGUCGCUGCGCAUUGCGCUCUCCCCGCCGCCAGGAUGCCGGUAACCGAGAAGGACCUGGCGGAGGACGCGCCGUGGAAGAAGAUCCAGCAGAACACCUUCACGCGCUGGUGCAACGAGCACCUCAAGUGCGUGAACAAGCGCAUCGGGAACCUGCAGACCGACCUGAGCGAUGGCUUGCGGCUCAUCGCGCUGCUCGAGGUGCUCAGCCAGAAGCGUAUGUACCGCAAGUACCACCAGCGGCCCACCUUCCGCCAGAUGCAGCUGGAGAACGUGUCCGUGGCGCUGGAGUUCCUGGACCGUGAGAGCAUCAAGCUCGUGUCCAUCGAUAGCAAAGCCAUCGUGGAUGGGAACCUGAAGCUCAUCUUGGGCCUGGUGUGGACACUGAUCCUCCACUACUCAAUCUCCAUGCCCGUGUGGGAGGAUGAAGGGGAUGACGAUGCCAAGAAGCAGACACCAAAGCAGAGGCUGCUGGGAUGGAUUCAGAACAAGAUCCCCUACUUGCCCAUCACCAACUUUAACCAGAACUGGCAAGAUGGCAAGGCUCUGGGAGCCUUAGUAGACAGCUGUGCUCCAGGUCUGUGCCCAGACUGGGAAUCAUGGGAUCCACAAAAGCCUGUGGACAAUGCACGGGAGGCUAUGCAGCAAGCAGAUGACUGGCUGGGUGUUCCACAGGUCAUCACUCCUGAAGAAAUUAUUCAUCCAGAUGUGGACGAGCACUCGGUGAUGACUUACCUGUCCCAGUUCCCCAAAGCCAAGCUCAAGCCAGGGGCUCCUCUCAAACCCAAACUCAACCCAAAGAAAGCCAGGGCCUAUGGCCGAGGAAUCGAGCCUACUGGAAACAUGGUGAAGCAGCCGGCCAAGUUCACUGUGGACACCAUCAGUGCCGGGCAAGGAGACGUGAUGGUGUUUGUUGAGGACCCAGAAGGGAACAAAGAGGAGGCACAAGUGACCCCUGACAGCGACAAGAACAAGACAUACUCUGUGGAGUAUCUGCCCAAGGUCACCGGGUUGCACAAAGUUACAGUCCUCUUUGCAGGACAGCACAUCUCCAAGAGCCCAUUUGAAGUGAAUGUCGACAAGGCACAGGGAGAUGCCAGUAAAGUCACUGCAAAAGGCCCAGGCUUGGAAGCUUCUGGGAACAUCGCCAAUAAACCCACGUACUUUGACAUCUACACAGCAGGUGCUGGUGUGGGUGACAUUGGUGUUGAGGUAGAGGACCCCCAGGGGAAGAACACGGUGGAAUUGCUGGUGGAAGACAAAGGAAACCAGGUGUACCGAUGUGUGUACAAACCACUGCAGCCUGGACCUCACGUGGUGAAGGUCUCCUUUGCUGGGGACACCAUUCCCAAGAGUCCCUUCGUUGUGCAGGUUGGGGAAGCCUGUAGUCCAAAUGCCUGCCGGGCCAGUGGCCGGGGCCUGCAGCCCAAAGGCGUCCGCAUCCGGGAGACUGCAGACUUCAAGGUUGAUACCAAAGCUGCUGGAAGCGGGGAGCUCGGUGUCACUGUGAAGGGUCCUAAGGGUCUGGAGGAGCUGGUGAAACAGAAAGGCUUUCUGGAUGGAGUCUAUGCAUUUGAGUAUUACCCCAGCACCCCAGGGAAAUACAGCAUCGCCAUCACGUGGGGGGGACACCACAUUCCAAAGAGCCCCUUUGAGGUUCAAGUUGGCCCUGAAGCAGGCAUGCAGAAAGUUCGUGCAUGGGGCCCUGGCCUUCAUGGUGGGAUUGUCGGGCGGUCAGCAGACUUCGUGGUAGAGUCCAUUGGCUCUGAAGUUGGGUCUCUGGGGUUUGCCAUUGAAGGCCCUUCCCAGGCAAAGAUUGAGUAUGACGACCAGAAUGAUGGGUCAUGUGAUGUCAAGUACUGGCCCAAGGAGCCCGGCGAAUAUGCCGUUCACAUCAUGUGUGAUGACGAAGACAUCAAGGAGAGCCCAUACAUGGCCUUCAUCCACCCAGCUGCGGGAGACUACAACCCAGAUCUGGUUCAAGCAUAUGGGCCAGGUUUGGAGAAAUCUGGGUGCAUUGUCAACAACCUGGCUGAGUUCACUGUGGAUCCUAAGGAUGCUGGAAAAGCUCCCUUGAAGAUAUUUGCUCAGGAUGGCGAAGGCCAGCCCAUUGACAUCCAGAUGAAGAGCCGGAUGGAUGGGACAUAUGCCUGCUCGUACACCCCAGUUAAGGCCAUCAAGCACACCAUUGCUGUGGUCUGGGGAGGUGUGAACAUCCCACACAGUCCCUACAGGGUCAAUAUCGGGCAGGGUAGCCAUCCCCAGAAGGUCAAGGUAUUUGGGCCAGGCGUGGAGCGAAGUGGACUGAAGGCAAAUGAGCCUACUCAUUUCACAGUGGACUGUACUGAGGCUGGGGAAGGUGAUGUCAGCGUUGGCAUUAAAUGUGAUGCUCGGGUGUUAAGUGAGGAUGAGGAAGACGUGGACUUUGACAUUAUUCACAACGCCAACGACACGUUUACGGUCAAAUACGUGCCUCCUGCCGCCGGGCGAUACACUAUCAAAGUUCUCUUUGCAUCUCAGGAAAUCCCUGCCAGCCCUUUCAGAGUGAAAGUUGACCCUUCCCAUGAUGCCAGCAAAGUGAAGGCGGAAGGCCCUGGGCUCAGCAAAGCAGGUGUGGAAAAUGGGAAACCGACCCACUUCACGGUCUAUACCAAAGGAGCCGGAAAAGCCCCACUGAACGUGCAGUUCAGCAGCCCCAUUCCUGGAGACGCCGUGAGGGAUUUGGACAUUAUCGACAAUUAUGACUACUCCCACACCGUUAAAUACACACCCACCCAGCAGGGCAGCAUGCAGGUUCUGGUUACGUAUGGUGGCGACCCCAUCCCUAAAAGCCCUUUCACCGUGGGCGUGGCUGCUCCGCUGGAUCUGAGCAAGAUAAAAAUUAAUGGGCUGGAAAACAGAGUUGAAGUAGGGCAGGGGCAGGAGUUCGCCAUCGACACCAAGGGAGCAGGCGGCCAGGGAAAGCUGGAUGUGACGAUCUCGAGCCCCUCAAGGAAGAUUGUGCCGUGUCUGGUGGCACCCGUGGCAGGCCGGGAGGGCAGCACGGCCAAGUUCAUCCCUCGGGAGGAGGGGCUAUACGCUGUAGAUGUCACCUACGACGGACACCCCGUGCCUGGAAGCCCCUACACAGUGGAGGCCUCACUGCCACCGGAUCCCACCAAGGUGAAGGCCCAUGGUCCUGGCCUUGAAGGUGGUCUCGUGGGCAAGCCUGCCGAGUUCACCAUCGACACCAAAGGAGCAGGCACUGGAGGUUUGGGCCUCACCGUGGAAGGUCCAUGUGAAGCCAAAAUUGAAUGUUCUGACAAUGGUGACGGCACCUGCUCCGUCUCUUACCUGCCCACGAAGCCUGGGGAAUACUUCGUCAACAUUCUCUUUGAAGAAGUCCACAUACCUGGUUCUCCCUUCAAAGCUGAUAUUGAAAUGCCUUUUGACCCCUCUAAAGUCGUGGCUUCAGGACCAGGUCUCCAGCAUGGGAAAGUGGGUGAAGCCGGGCUGCUGAGUGUUGACUGUUCGGAAGCAGGGCCCGGGGCCCUGGGCCUGGAAGCCAUCUCAGACUCGGGAGCGAAAGCUGAAGUCUGUAUUGAAAACAACAAAGACGGUACCUACGCAGUGACCUACGUGCCCCUGACAGCCGGCAUGUACACGCUGACCAUGAAGUAUGGUGGCGAGCUCGUGCCCCACUUCCCUGCCAGGGUCAAGGUGGAGCCCGCCGUGGACACCAGCAGGGUCAAAGUCUUUGGGCCAGGCAUAGAAGGAAAAGAUGUGUUUCGCGAAGCCACCACCGACUUCACAGUUGAUUCACGGCCCCUGACACAAGUUGGGGGUGACCACAUCAAGGCCCACAUUGCCAACCCCUCAGGGGCCUCUACCGAGUGCUUUGUCACGGACAAUGCCGACGGGACCUACCAGGUGGAGUACACACCCUUUGAGAAAGGUCUCCAUGUAGUGGAGGUGACAUAUGAUGAUGUGCCCAUCCCAAAUAGUCCCUUCAAAGUGGCUGUAACCGAAGGCUGCCAGCCAUCUCGAGUCCAGGCUCAAGGACCAGGAUUGAAAGAGGCCUUUACCAACAAACCCAAUGUCUUCACUGUUGUUACCAGAGGGGCAGGAAUUGGUGGGCUUGGCAUAACUGUUGAGGGACCGUCAGAGUCAAAGAUCAACUGCAGAGACAACAAAGAUGGAAGCUGUAGUGCUGAGUACAUCCCCUUUGCUCCGGGGGAUUACGAUGUUAACAUUACAUAUGGAGGAGCCCACAUCCCUGGCAGUCCCUUCAGAGUUCCUGUGAAGGAUGUGGUGGAUCCUAGCAAGGUCAAGAUCGCUGGCCCUGGGCUGGGCUCCGGUGUCCGAGCCCACAUCUUACAGUCCUUCACGGUGGACAGCAGCAAGGCUGGCCUGGCCCCGCUGGAAGUGAGGGUCCUGGGCCCCCGAGGCCUGGUGGAGCCAGUGAACAUAGUGGACAACGGGGAUGGCACACAUACAGUGACCUACACCCCGUCCCAGGAAGGGCCUUACAUGGUCUCAGUUAAAUAUGCUGAUGAGGAGAUCCCUCGUAGUCCCUUUAAGGUCAAGGUUCUUCCCACAUAUGAUGCCAGCAAAGUGACUGCCAGUGGCCCUGGCCUCAGUUCCUAUGGUGUGCCUGCCAGCCUGCCUGUGGAAUUUGCGAUUGAUGCCCGAGAUGCUGGGGAAGGCCUGCUUGCUGUUCAGAUCACGGACCAAGAGGGAAAACCCAAAAGAGCCAUUGUCCACGACAAUAAAGAUGGCACGUAUGCCGUCACCUACAUCCCUGACAAGACCGGACGCUAUAUGAUUGGGGUCACCUGGGGGGACGACAUCCCACUGUCUCCCUAUCGCAUCCGGGCCACACAGACUGGAGAUGCUAGCAAGUGCCUGGCCACAGGCCCUGGAAUCGCUUCCACUGUGAAAACCGGAGAGGAAGUGGGCUUUGUGGUUGAUGCCAAGACCGCCGGGAAGGGGAAGGUGACCUGCACGGUUCUGACCCCCGACGGCACCGAGGCCGAGGCCGAUGUCAUCGAGAAUGAGGAUGGCACGUACGACAUCUUCUACACGGCCGCCAAGCCGGGCACCUAUGUCAUCUACGUGCGCUUUGGCGGAGUUGACAUUCCCAAUAGCCCCUUCACUGUCAUGGCCACGGAUGGGGAAGUCGAGGCUGUGGAGGAGGCUCCGGUAACCGAAGAGGCUUAUGUCCCAGUGAGUGACAUGAACGGCCUGGGGUUCAAGCCUUUCGACUUGGUCAUUCCGUUUGCAGUCAGGAAAGGAGAAAUCACUGGAGAGGUCCAUAUGCCUUCUGGGAAGACGGCUACACCUGAGAUUGUGGACAACAAGGACGGCACGGUCACCGUCAGAUACGCCCCCACUGAGGUCGGGCUGCAUGAGAUGCACAUCAGAUACAUGGGCGGCCACAUCCCUGAAAGCCCACUCCAGUUCUACGUGAACUACCCGAACAGUGGGAGCGUUUCUGCAUAUGGUCCAGGCCUGGUAUAUGGAGUGGCCAACAAAACUGCCACCUUCACCAUCGUCACUGAGGAUGCAGGAGAAGGUGGCCUAGACUUGGCUAUUGAGGGACCCUCAAAGGCCGAAAUCAGCUGCAUCGACAACAAAGAUGGAACAUGCACAGUGACCUAUCUCCCCACCCUGCCAGGCGACUACAGCAUUCUGGUCAAGUACAAUGACAAGCACAUCCCCGGCAGCCCCUUCACAGCCAAGAUCACAGACGACAGCAGACGGUGCUCUCAGGUCAAGCUAGGCUCUGCCGCCGACUUCCUGCUCGACAUCAGCGAGACGGACCUGAGCACCCUGACGGCCAGCAUCAAGGCACCAUCCGGCCGCGACGAGCCCUGUCUCCUCAAGAGGCUCCCCAACAACCACAUCGGCAUCUCCUUCAUCCCCCGGGAGGUGGGUGAACACCUGGUCAGCAUCAAGAAGAAUGGCAACCACGUGGCCAACAGCCCCGUGUCCAUCAUGGUGGUCCAGUCUGAGAUUGGCGAUGCACGCAGAGCCAAAGUCUAUGGCCGUGGCCUCUCAGAGGGCAGGACUUUCGAGAUGUCUGAGUUCAUCGUGGACACCAGGGAUGCAGGUUAUGGUGGCAUAUCCUUGGCAGUGGAAGGCCCCAGCAAAGUGGACAUCCAGACAGAGGACUUGGAAGAUGGUACCUGCAAGGUCUCCUACUUCCCCACUGUGCCUGGGGUUUACAUUGUCUCCACCAAGUUCGCUGAUGAGCAUGUACCUGGGAGCCCGUUUACUGUGAAGAUCAGCGGGGAGGGAAGAGUCAAGGAGAGCAUCACCCGCACCAGCCGGGCCCCAUCUGUGGCCACUGUCGGGAGCAUCUGUGACCUGAACCUGAAAAUCCCAGAAAUCGACAGCAGUGACAUGUCGGCCCAUGUCACCAGCCCUUCUGGCCGCGUGACCGAGGCAGAGAUUGUGUCCGUGGGGAAGAACUCUCACUGUGUCCGGUUUGUGCCCCAGGAGAUGGGUGUUCACACGGUCAGCGUCAAGUACCGCGGCCAGCAUGUGACCGGCAGCCCCUUCCAGUUCACUGUGGGGCCUCUGGGUGAGGGGGGUGCCCACAAGGUCCGCGCAGGAGGCCCCGGCCUGGAGAGAGGAGAAGCAGGGGUCCCAGCCGAAUUCAGCAUCUGGACCCGGGAGGCAGGCGCUGGCGGCUUGUCCAUUGCUGUCGAGGGCCCCAGUAAGGCCGAGAUUACGUUCGAUGACCAUAAAAAUGGAUCAUGCGGUGUGUCUUACAUUGCCCAGGAGCCUGGUAACUACGAGGUGUCUAUCAAGUUCAACGAUGAGCACAUCCCUGAAAGUCCUUACCUGGUACCCGUCAUCGCGCCCUCUGACGACGCCCGCCGCCUCACUGUUAUGAGCCUUCAGGAAUCGGGAUUAAAAGUUAACCAGCCAGCCUCCUUUGCUAUAAGGUUGAAUGGGGCAAAAGGCAAGAUCGAUGCAAAGGUGCACAGCCCCUCUGGAGCCGUGGAGGAGUGCCACGUGUCUGAGCUGGAGCCAGACAAGUACGCCGUUCGCUUCAUCCCCCAUGAGAACGGCAUCCACACGAUCGACGUCAAGUUCAACGGGAGCCACGUGGUUGGAAGCCCCUUCAAAGUGCGCGUCGGGGAGCCAGGACAAGCGGGGAACCCUGCCCUGGUGUCCGCCUAUGGUGCCGGGCUUGAGGGGGGCACCACAGGUAUCCAGUCUGAAUUUUUCAUCAACACCACCCGAGCAGGGCCAGGGACAUUAUCUGUCACCAUUGAAGGCCCGUCCAAGGUUAAAAUGGAUUGCCAGGAAACCCCAGAAGGGUACAAAGUCAUGUACACUCCCAUGGCUCCUGGAAACUACCUGAUUGGCGUCAAAUAUGGCGGGCCCAACCACAUUGUGGGCAGUCCUUUCAAGGCCAAGGUGACAGGCCAGCGUCUGGUCAGCCCUGGCUCAGCCAAUGAGACCUCAUCCAUUCUGGUGGAGUCCGUGACCAGGUCAUCCAUAGAGACCUGUUACAGUGCCAUCCCCAAGGCAUCCUCAGACGCCAGCAAGGUGACCUCCAAGGGGGCAGGGCUCUCAAAGGCGUUUGUGGGUCAAAAGAGCUCCUUCUUGGUGGACUGCAGCAAAGCCGGUUCCAACAUGCUGUUGAUUGGUGUCCAUGGGCCAACCACCCCCUGUGAAGAGGUCUCCAUGAAGCACGUGGGCAACCAACAAUACAAUGUCACAUAUGUCGUCAAGGAGAAGGGAGAUUACAUUCUGGCCGUGAAGUGGGGAGAGGAACACAUCCCCGGCAGCCCCUUCCACGUCACGGUGCCUUAAAACGGUUCUCGUCAAACCCUGGGAGGAGUUCUGGUGGUUGCUUUUGUUGCUUGUUUGUAACUUGUUUUAUACAAAGUUUUCCUCCAGGCUGUUUGUGGGUCUGAAAACCCAUCCCGAAAACAUUGCCGUUCUAAAGUGCCUUGAGAAAUAAGUCCUAGACUUGACUCUUUGGGGACGUGUUGGGGACUCUUAAGAAAUGCAAACUCAUGCUGUGGGCUGAGAAGAUUUCCAUGCACACUUGGUUCAAAUCUCAUCUCUUGUUGGCACAGAUCACCCCCUGCAGACAGACCAAGUUCACCCACAAGAUUGACGUUUUUAAAAAAUGAUAUUGGUAACCCAUAUCUGAAACAAGACUGGCAGGGAAGGGACAGGGCAAAGAGGCGACCUAGUUUAGGCUGUGAUUUAGAAAAGAAGAUGACUUAAAACCAGCUUCAUCUCUCCAGCGCCCUAUCACAUAAAAGGCUCUGAGGCAGAUGCCAUUGUUUCGACAUUACUCAUCUCCACACCCCCACCUGUUUGUGGCCUUGUUACAUGUCUCAGAGGGCAGUGGGCUACAUGGUGGCAGAGUGACCUCAAUGCUCUCUGAUGCAUCUCCCCUCAUUCUGCUGAGUAUCUCCCUGCAAAGUUGUAACAUGUGCCCAUUUCGGCAGCCACAUUUUUGCUUUUGUCUUUAAAGGCCAUUGAAGUCUCUGGGUCUGAGGAAAUUCUACUGUGGCAAGCAGCCCCUCCUGCCAAAGACCUUUUUUUUUUAAAACAGCACGAGCCUUUGUUCUUAACACACACUCCAGCCAUCUGUCAGACCACUGAGUCUUGCCAACAUGUUCGAAGUGACCGCAGGUGGGUCCCUAUGUCAGCGUCCCUGUCUGCGGAAGGCCUGUCACGGGACAGAACACUCCAACCCACCUCCAGUCAGCUGUGGGAUUGCUUCUUGGAAAAGGAUUAUAGACAGGAAAGAAUGGAAGUCCUGCUGACCUUUGGCCUCAAAGUCAGGACAUUGGGGGGGGGUCUUCUGUCAUUGGGCAGAAAUAGUGGAAGCCACAUAGCUAAUGGUGGCUAUGUAUUCAUUUGGCCCUGACCACAGUACCUGAAGCUGUUUGGAAAGCAAUGUACAGGUGCAAAAUUCCAAAAACGGGGUGUAAGGCAUUUUGCAUCCCUUUCUGCAGACCUGAGCUGGCUUUGGAAUAAAGUUAAAGCAUUCGGGGACACUGCCUGAUUGUAGGGCCUGGGUGUAUGGCGUUGUCUCGGCAGGCAGAGCUUUUUGAUUUGCUGCUCCAUCUCAAGGAAGUGGCUGCUCUUGUCAUGAGCGCCUCCGUGGAUGGGACAGGGAGGGAGCAAGGGAGGGGACCGUCACCAAGAUGUAGCAGCUGGGGGCAGGUGUUGGCAGUAGCCCACCUCUUAGAAACCGGAGCAGCCUGAAGCCUAAUGUGAAAGGGCCACAGGUUUUGUAAACGGGGACAUGGAAGCAGAAACUGGAAUCAAAUGCCGACUGUAAAUUGUAUCUUAUAACUUAUUAAAUGUUUGCUCUGUCAAGCUC